This is a messenger RNA of Ruditapes philippinarum (Manila clam), 2045 nucleotides long. Its product is annotated as xanthine dehydrogenase/oxidase-like. NCBI's taxonomy places the organism in Eukaryota, Metazoa, Mollusca, Bivalvia, Venerida, Veneridae. The coding region runs from base 1 to 1995 and encodes 664 amino acids. The transcript is spliced from 18 exons. Gene Ontology annotation, molecular function: FAD binding; oxidoreductase activity; iron ion binding. The record is from RefSeq and is a predicted model, not a curated record.
AUGUUACAAAUUUUCCUGAAUGACUUUAUACACUAUGCUGUCAAUGCAUGUUUGUUCCCGCUAUGUGCGGCACACGGCCUGGCUAUCACAACUGUGGAAGGAGUUGGAAACCCUGCCACUGGGUUACACGCCGUUCAGCAACGAUUGGUGGAAUCUCAUGGUCUUCAGUGCGGUUUCUGCACUCCUGGUUUUAUAAUGUCAGCUUUUGCCUUACUGCGAAACAAUCCAAACCCGACACGUGACCAAGUUGAAAGCGCUAUUGAAGGAAACCUUUGUCGAUGCACGGGAUACCGGCCUAUUCUAGAUGCAUUUCUAACAUUUACCGAGGACGGAUGUCCAAUGGGUGAGGCAUGCUGUAAAAAUACACGCUCUGUAGAAAGUAACCAAGACAAAAGUAAAAAGGAACUGGUCACUGAUGAUGAUGAUAAACAGGUUGCAAUAUUUCCGCCAGAACUUCAGUUACGUGAACAAUAUUUCGACAAAGAGGAACAUUUCACGAAUGGGCGAUACACAUGGUACCGGCCAGUUAACUUGCAACAGCUAUUAACCCUCAAAGAAAAAUAUCCACGGUCUCCAAUUAUCAUGGGCAACACAACAACAGCACGUUACGUGGCGAAUGGCGCUUUUGAUGAUGAAAAGGUUCUUCUUUAUGGAGGUGAUGUUGCCGAUAUGAAAGGCGUUACCACCACAAAAGAUGACAUUAUAGUAGGCGGGGCAUGCACUAUAUCUGAACUUGCUGAACAUCUCCAAAAUGCAACGGAAAACCUCAAAGAUGAUCAGAGGAGGCACGUAACGGUUCUUCUAGAAAUGAUAUCUAGAUAUGGAUCUGAACAAAUCAGAAAUGUUGCGACUCUAGCUGGUAGUUUGAUGUGUGGGCGUAACGAUUCUGAUAUUAAGACUUUGUUUAAGGCAAUUGGCGCCAAAGUACGAAUUGUAUCAUUAAAACGGUCAAGGGUUGUGCCUUUGCACGAUCUCAGUAUACAGGAUGUUGAAGUCAUUACUGAAAUCCACAUACCAUUGGCUUCAAAGGAUGAAAUUAGUGCUUUCUACAAGCAGUCGGAAAGAAGAUCUUUCUCCCUGGCAAUUGUCAAUGCUGGGAUGUUUGUAAAGAUGGGUCCAAAGAAUGAUACGAUCGAAACUCUAAGGUUAUGUUAUGGUGGCAUUUUCAAAGAAGAACAGGUUAUUGACAAAGUAACUUCAGUUGCAGCUGGAAGAAAAUUUGACGACAGUUUACUUCAUGAUAUUUUGACUGUAAUAAGCGAGGACCUUAGCAUUGACAAAAGCCAUACUAUAGUUACAUACAAGGUUUCGGUGGCAUCAGCCCUGUGGUUUAAAUUUUUCAACUCGGUACAAGCUGAAUUACAGCUGCACGAACAAGACUAUAGUUUAAGCCGUCCAGUUUCCCUACCACCCUAUAGUAGCACUCAGGUGUUCGACCCGUGCACUGGUGAAGAUCAAGCAGGAAGCGAUGCUUUAGGGAGAACUGUACCUAAUGUCCAUUCGGAAGCUGCCGUGUCAGGGGAAGCCAUCUAUGUUGAUGACCUACCAGUGCAUCAAAAUGAGCUAUUCGCCGCCCUUGUCCUAAGUAAAGUAGCACAUGCGAGGAUUAAAACGGUUGACACAACACAAGCCUUAAAGCUUAAAGGUGUUCGUGGAUAUAUUGAUCAUACAGACAUCCCUGGAAUAAACAAGUUUGGUCUGUUAAUACCAGAUCAUGAGGUUUUCAGCUCAGGAGAAAUUUUAGCAUUUGGUCAGCCAAUCGGAGCAAUUAUUGCAGACACCAGAGAAGUUGCACAACGAGCUGUGUCCUUGGUGAAUGUUCUGUACGAGGAGAUGAAGCCCAUUAUAACGAUAGAGGAUGCUAUAGAGAACAAUUCUUUUUAUGGCGAACCACAAGUAUUGAUAGAUGGAGACAUGGAAAAAGGAUUCACUGAGUCUGACAUUGUGAUUUCAGGCGAAUAUCAAACUGGAUUACAGGUAGGUUUUUUAUGUUGAAUAGAUAAGAUCAUAGCCAAAUACAAAUAAAAGAAAACGUAAAAAUAUCA